Molecule: messenger RNA, 971 nt
Organism: Photinus pyralis (common eastern firefly)
Lineage: Eukaryota; Metazoa; Arthropoda; Insecta; Coleoptera; Lampyridae
Exons: 2
Coding region: 66-971 (301 amino acids)
Source: RefSeq, a predicted model, not a curated record
ACCUAAAACUUUACACAGAUAAAAACAAUUCUAAUUGUAAUCUCUUCUUUUAGUAGCAAGAUAUUAUGCCGGGAAAUAUAUGCCACUACUACAGAUGUGGGAAGAAGAAAGCUACGGAUGGGGUAAUUUUACAUCAAUUUCCUGUUCAGGAUGUUAUUCGACUGCAACGUUGGAUUAUCAAUUCAGGAAAUGUUAAUUUGCUGAAUCUAGAGAAGUCUAAGUUGGCAAACCGCUUCAUUUGUGGAGAGCAUUUCGCCGAUAAGGACUUCAUGAACGCAAACCAUCUGAAACUUUUGAAAUCUGCCAUCCCUAUUCCAUAUUGUAAUGCUACUGCUCCUUCAGUUGAACGUUGUUCAGAACAAAUACAGAACGCUGCAAGAAUUGAUGAAGAAAUACCUUUUGAAUCAAGGACGAUCAAUCAGGACCGAAGCACUCUGAAAGUUUAUGGUAAACCUUCAUUGAUUCCUUCGCCAAACAGGCCUGUUUCUCCAAAAACACCAACGAAGGAGUUAUUGGAUGAGAUUUCACAAAUGCCCAGCCCCAAUUUUCCAAAACGAAAACUAUUUUCUUCGCUUACACAUCAGAAUGAAAAAGUCAUUACGAAGUUGAUGUCUACCCAACAAAAGCUAAGAAACCACAAAGUUCGUGUUUCAAGAUUGCGCAAAACUAUCAAGACUGCAAGGAAAAUCAAUACAACUGAUGAAAUUUUCCGGAAACAUCAAUUUUCAUCGCUGCAUUCGAGAACCCUUGCCUGUAUGCAACUGAGGAAAACUCGUGCUAGUUGGACAUUAGCAGAGAAAAAUUUUAGUAUUAUGCUGUUUUAUAAAUCGCCGGCAGCAUAUGAUUUUUUGAGAUCUAUCAAAGUUAUCCUUCCCAGCCCUUCAACAAAUUUAGAAGUGGAUCGGACUUCAAAUGGGUAUGCCAGGAUAAAGCGGGGUUCACAUUUGUGCAUUUCCAUGCUGCAACUGUGA